AACACGUACUAUUGUUUUUAUCUUGAGUAUUUAGUCCUGUAUCUAAAUAUUUAAUAGCUUCAUUGAUAUUAAAAAACACAGUUGUAGAAUAAAAAAGUGUGGUGCAAAGGUCACCAUCAUUGCUUGUGCUCUGAUCUUGAACAAAUUAAUUCAAUCAUCCCAAAAUCAAAUAAUUAUAAAAUGUCUUUAAAAUUAUAUUGUGAUCUUAUGUCGCAACCCUCAAGGGCUUUAUACAUAUUAUUGAAAUCAAUUAAGUGUGAUUUUGAGGUGAAAUUCGUUAAUUUACGUGAAGCUGAACACUAUUCGGAAGAGUUUAGUGAAAUUAAUAGGUUUCAGCGGGUUCCAGUGAUAGAUCACAAUGGAUUUAUUUUAACUGAAAGUGUUGCCAUUCUCAAGUACCUGUCCAGAGAGAAUAUUAUACCAGAGAGUUUGUACCCAAAGGAGUCUAAAGCUCAGGCUCGAGUGGAAGAGUUUCUGGAGUGGCAACAUGCUGGAUUAAGGCUGCACUGUGCCAUGUACUUUAGAGUUAAAUAUUUAAACCCAAUAAUGUUUGGGAAGCCAGUGGAUGCCAAGAGUUUGGUUGGGUAUGAAAGCCGCAUGGUGUCUGCACUGACUGAUUUCAACACCAAAUGGCUUGGUAGAGGCACCGAUUUUAUAAAUGGCAACACUCCCACUGUUGCCGACUUGUUAGCCGCUUGUGAAUUGGAACAGCCCCGAAUGAGUGGUUAUGAUCCCUGUGAGAAUUUUGCGAACAUUGCAGUAUGGUUUAAGAAAGUUCGAGAACAUUUCAACCCCUACUAUGACGAGGGAAACGUGAUAGUCAACAAAAUAAUUAAGAAAAAUUCUAAAGUAGCUUCUAAGGUUUAAAAUAAAAUAUUGGCACUAAGUAAAUAUGUAUACUGUCCUUAUUACAGUCUUUUUAAAGAGUACUUUAAUUAAAAUAAUAAGAAUACAAUUUAUGAUAAUGAAAUAUUAAAACUAAGUAUCAAAAUAUUCAUCCGCAUCGCUGUCAGCGGGGAUCGAUAUUACAGUGAUUUAUAAAAUUAUAAAAGACAGACGCAUUUAUAUUUCCACUUCUAUGACAUUUACAAUAAUUUUAAUAUAACGAUUUUACUGUUAAGUGUAAUUUUCAUUUAAUCAAUUGUUGAAGGUGUUUUCAUACUGUGCGUUUCAGUCAGUUUUUUUCUUAAACUAUUAUUAUAUGAAGAACUCAGGUGCUUAGAAUUUUACUCAUAGUUUAAUGGCACAAAGUGCAUUCUUAUUUUUAUGGGGAUAUCUAAAACUUUGGUACGAAUUUGUGAUGGUUUUUGAUAUUAGUGCAAUAAAAUUUUAUGCCAUUUCUUUAAAAA
Molecule: messenger RNA, 1349 nt
Organism: Helicoverpa armigera (cotton bollworm)
Lineage: Eukaryota; Metazoa; Arthropoda; Insecta; Lepidoptera; Noctuidae
Gene: GSTt1
Product: glutathione S-transferase theta-1
Exons: 5
Coding region: 181-867 (228 amino acids)
Biological process (GO): glutathione metabolic process
Cellular component (GO): cytoplasm
Molecular function (GO): glutathione transferase activity
Source: RefSeq, a predicted model, not a curated record